AUGGCCAUAGACAUCAUGCUGAGGAACCUUAACUAUAAUUUGUGUUUUAAUAAUGAACAGAUAGAGGGAACUAGAGGUGGGACUUCAGCUGAUGCCGACAUAGAACCUGGGAUGAGUGAUUGCACAUCAAGCAAAACCGUUAGCAAUCUGCAGCGACGGUCAUCUACUUCAUUUGUAGAGGAGGCCGUACCGACCACGAAAAGACGGAGGAAGUCCGGGAGAUUGGUGAUCAGCACCAUGGGGCAAGCAGCCAGGAAGAGCUCAGUUCGACAAAGGCAAAAAGUGUCCUGUCCGCACGAAACCGUGUCAAGUCUACGGAGAAAAGCCUUGGCCAAGUCCCUUAAAGACAUAAAAGUCUGCUCCGAAGAUCCAAUUCCCAACAGACCACCCUGGGUGUCAUAAAGUAAGAAGGCGAGACUUCUCUGCCAGUUGUUAACUAUCCUAC
Liolophura sinensis is the source of this 445-nucleotide messenger RNA. RefSeq lists its product as uncharacterized. The coding region runs from base 1 to 402 and encodes 133 amino acids. The transcript is spliced from 5 exons. The record is from RefSeq and is a predicted model, not a curated record. NCBI's taxonomy places the organism in Eukaryota, Metazoa, Mollusca, Polyplacophora, Chitonida, Chitonidae.